Pseudogymnoascus verrucosus is the source of this 2496-nucleotide messenger RNA. RefSeq lists its product as uncharacterized. The record is from RefSeq and is a predicted model, not a curated record. Bases 299 to 2377 code for a protein of 692 amino acids. Lineage: Eukaryota; Fungi; Ascomycota; Leotiomycetes; Thelebolales; Thelebolaceae. Gene Ontology annotation, molecular function: acetoacetate-CoA ligase activity. Gene Ontology annotation, biological process: lipid metabolic process. Gene Ontology annotation, cellular component: cytosol. The transcript is spliced from 3 exons.
CAGCUUCCCACGGCAAUGUCUUCACACGGUAAUGUCUUUCCACGGCAGCUUAGCGUUAACAGCACACUUCCUGGGUUCGUGCAGCUUCCUACACCAAGUCCAUACUCCUCGGCAUAGGAUUGGGGAAUAAGGCACAUGGACAAUCGUCAACAUCGUGAGUAGCGUCGUUCGGUAUGUAGUACCGCCGAGGCCCUGGUCUGCCUUGGCUCUAUUACUUUCCUACCUAUUAUACUCUCUUUAGCGAUCCUUUCUCUAGAUUUGCCAACUCAGAUUACAUUGAUUUCCGUGCUUCCUCAUCAUGUCACAAACUGCCACUAUCGUUCCUCCCAAGGUGCUCUGGCAGCAUCCGCAUCCAGAAACAACAUAUCUCGAACGCUUCCGUCACUACGUCAAUAGGCGGCAUAAUUUGAGCCUACAGACAUACGAUGAUAUUCAUGAAUAUUCCACAUCUCGCUAUGCCGAUUUCUGGGACGAUGUCUUCCAUUAUUCUGAUAUUAUCUACACGGGCGUUUACAAUAAAGUUGUCGAUACUUCCGCUCCCAUGCACAGCAUCCCGAAGUGGUUCGACGGUGUGAGACUCAACCUCGCCGAAAACAUUCUCUACGGCCCUGGUCGGGACCCUAACAAGCUCGCCGUAACCAGCAUCCGGGAAGGGAACACGGAUGUCCGCUCCGUGACCUGGGACGAGUUGCGCACACUUGUCGCGCGCUACGCCUCAGCGUUCCGGAAUGCGGGAGUAAACCCUGGGGACCGCGUCGCCAUUGUCGCAUCGAAUACGCUCAAUACGAUGCUCGUCUUUCUCGCAGUGACGGCGCUCGGUGCAAUCUUUACGAGCACUAGCACAGACAUGGGGACGAAGGGUAUUCUUGACCGGCUGCUACAGGUCCGGCCGCGAAUCGUGCUGAUGGAGGACCUCGCUGUGUAUGCGGGAAAGAAAACUAAUCUCAAGCAAAAGGCCAUCGAAGUGGCGAAUGCAUUGAAGGGCACGCCGGAAUUUGAGAAGUUCAUCGUUUGCCCGAGAGGUGCAGAUGUGGGAGAUAUCUCGCAAAUUUCCAAGAGCCAGUCCCUUGUUACAUUUUUAGCUACGGCGAGGCCUAUAACACGAGAGAAACUUUUCUUCCAACACGCCUUCGACACACCUUAUCUAAUUGCUUACUCCUCCGGAACAACCGGUCAGCCAAAAUGCAUCGUCCAUGGCGCAGGCGGCGUUCUCAUUUCUCAAAAGAAAGAACUUCUCCUCCACUACAACAUCGGCCCCUCGUCCACGCAAAUGAUCUUCACCACAACCUCCUGGGCCAUGUAUAAUAAAUCCAUCACGUCCCUCCUUACCGGCGCCCAUAUCAUCACCUAUGACGGCUCGCCCUUCCAUACCGCCCCCACCGUCCUCCUAGAGAUUGCCGCCCAGCACAAGGUCACUCAUCUCGGCAUCUCCCCCCGCUACCUUGAAGAACUCGAGCGCCGCGGGGUUGAGCCGAAGAAGCAAUUCGAUCUCUCCGCCUUGGAAAUGGUGAACUGCACCGGCGCGGCCCUCCUUCCACAGCAGUACGCCUGGUUCUACGGCACCGCCUUCGGAGCUCACGUCCAGCUUGCCAACUCUGCCGGUGGUACAGACACGGCAUGCUGCUUCGCGGCCCAGGUUCCCACCCUCCCCGUCUACGCUGGCGAACUACAACGCCCGGCACUGGCCAUGGAUAUCGGCGUCUUCGAGCCUUCAUCCUCCUCCACAAAUAGCAGUGGAAUUCCCAGUGGUGUCCCCGUCCCGCGAGGCCAACCCGGCGAGCUCGUCGUUUGCAAGUCCUUCCCCAGUAUGCCCGUCAUGUUCUGGGGCGAUGGUGGUGCCGAACGCUACCACUCAGCAUACUUCUCGCAGCUAGCCGACGUCUGGACGCAGGGCGACUAUAUCCGCAUCGUUGCGUCGACCGGCGGUGUUGAGUUCCUUGGGCGCAGCGACGGAGUCCUCAACCCAUCGGGCGUGCGCUUCGGCUCGGCCGAGAUCUACUCUGUCGUCCAGCACUUCCCCGCCAUCCUGGAUAGCAUCUGCGUGGGGCAGCGACGGCCGCGCGACAGCGACGAGCGCGUGUUUCUCUUCGUGCAGAUGCGCUCCGGCGCGAAGUUCACGGUGGAGCUCGAGGCUGAGAUCAGGGCCGCGAUCAGGAAGGCACUGAGCGCGCGCCACGUGCCGAAGUAUAUAUUCGAGUGUCCGGAGCUUCCGAUGACGAUUAAUGGAAAGAAGGUUGAGGUGCCGGUGAAGGCGAUUAUCAGCGAGAAGAGGGUGGUGGCCAGCGCGACGCUGGCGAAUGCUGGGUGUCUUGGGUUUUUUGAGCGCUUUGCGAGGGUGGAAGAGCUCAUGGGCGAGGAGGGAAGGGCGAGGUUGUAGGGAUAUUUAGAACAUUGUUGCUAGGGGCUAAAGCUAUCUUUAGGAAAUUACAAAGAGGGCGAAAAGAGGGUUCUGAAGAUGAUACAAAGAGAAAUAAACCACCUAUUUUGAGUUUGAAG